Anthostomella pinea is the source of this 939-nucleotide messenger RNA. Lineage: Eukaryota; Fungi; Ascomycota; Sordariomycetes; Xylariales; Xylariaceae. The record is from the annotation of a GenBank genome assembly.
AUGCCCAACGCCAAGGACGCAAUCAAGGGGUUCAUGUCUAGAUCGGGACAGCACACCACAACUGUGCAUGAGACAGCAGCACCGGCUGUCCAGCACGAGGUGGUCAAGCCAACUCAGCACGAAGAGGUCAACACCGCUCUCGACAAGGAGGUCCACCAAGACCACUACCACCACAAGGUGCAACCCGUCCAGGACAGGGAGGUUCUCCCUGAACAGCACACCCAUAACGUUGCCGCGGUCGAGCACCGAGACUUCGACCACCGCGACAAUGACAAGACGCGACAAGCACUAGAGGCCGAGGCCGCGAAGUUCAAGGACGAGCGUGUCAUCCAGGAGACCGCCCGGUCCCAGAGCCACGCCGCCGCCGUCCAAGGCGAGCAUGUCCACCACCACGUCCACGAGACAGUGCAGCCUGUGGUACAUAAGGAGACGAUCCAGCCGAGUGUCGUCCACACUGCCGUCCCCAUCCACGAGACGCACCACAACGCCGCCAAGCACCACGCCACCUCCACCCUGCCCCCCGUCAACAUGUCCGAAUAUAAGAAGCAGGGCGGCGCCCUCGGCGGCAAGGAAGAGCGUUUCGGUUCCUUCGAAGGUGAGCCCAGCGUGCAGAGCUCCUCCAUCGGAGGUGCGACUGGCACCCACCGCACCGAGACUCCUGUCAGGGGUACCUCUCACGGUGAUUUUAACCCGCUUGACGCAGGAAGGGAGCAUGAAGUAGGAGGCUUCCGCCGCGCGGGCGAGGGUGGUAUGGCUGGUGCUGGCAUGAAUGAUAUGCGGAAGGAGCGUGGGUAUGGGCAGGAAUACGGACACGAGAGAAAUGACUCCGGUAAGGGUUUGGACUCUCCUACUGGGGAGAGAAAGCAGCCGGGUCUCAUGGACAAACUGAACCCCAAGGUUGAUGCUGACGGUGAUGGCGUGGCUGGGUUCAUGAAAUGA